AUGGGUGCUUUUAUAUCCAGACUUCGUCGUUACAAAAGUAAAGCAGAACUUCUAGAAAUCCUCGAAAAAGGCAUAAGAAAAAAGGAAAAAGAUAGACAAUUUAAUCUGCGUAAUCGAGAUUAUGUUAAACGGGGUGCAAUCAUCACUGCCGUUGUAGUAUUUGUGCUACUCAUCAUACUAAAUCUCUGUUCUUUUGUGGCAGAUAUUGUGAUACUCAUAUACCCAUUUAUAGCUAUACUCAUAAUAGUAAUUAUAUCACGAACCUACACUAUAGCCUUAAAAAAAAGCCAGUAUAAGCUGUACAUGAUGAGAGAAGAAAAAAAGAAUCUGCUAGAGGAAGUGAAGAUCUCUGAGAAAUAUUUGGUUGCAAAAGAACUUCUAGAGAAGUAUGGCAGCUCUGAAGAUCUGUUGCCCGAUUCCAAUUCGACGAAUAAUGUGCACAGUAAUUUCCAUAGAUCUACCACCAUCAAUGUUGAAUAA
Messenger RNA from Arctia plantaginis, 480 nucleotides. Lineage: Eukaryota; Metazoa; Arthropoda; Insecta; Lepidoptera; Erebidae. The record is from the annotation of a GenBank genome assembly.